Messenger RNA from Pollicipes pollicipes, 2291 nucleotides. Its product is annotated as 5-hydroxytryptamine receptor 2A. The transcript is spliced from 3 exons. Gene Ontology annotation, biological process: G protein-coupled receptor signaling pathway. Gene Ontology annotation, cellular component: membrane. NCBI's taxonomy places the organism in Eukaryota, Metazoa, Arthropoda, Thecostraca, Pollicipedomorpha, Pollicipedidae. Gene Ontology annotation, molecular function: G protein-coupled receptor activity. The record is from RefSeq and is a predicted model, not a curated record. The coding region runs from base 122 to 2167 and encodes 681 amino acids.
GUCUCGGGCAUAUCCUACUGAGGUCAUCUCAAGGGUAAAACUGACGUCCGUCGCAUCUGGCUGUGUCUGGCCUCCAGGCACUGGGCCUCUUCGUUGAGGACGUAGAAGGUGCCGGCGCGGGAUGGACGCAGCUGCCACUCCCAGCAACGGCGCCUCCCAGCCCUGGACGGGUAGCACCGUCGCCCUGACCAACGGCUCUCUGGCGACCAGCCUGCUCGUGGAGGGUCUCCUGGCGUCGACGGCAGCGUCAGCGGAGCCUCCGCUGGACGGCGUCUGGCCGACCGCCGCCGUGGUCGUCGCCAGCGUCAUCACCACCGUCAGCCUGGUCGGCAUCGCCGGCAACGGACUGGUCGUGUUCGUCAUCGUGGCCGACCGCGACCUGAAGGAGCACGUCAGCAAUGUGAUGAUCGGCAAUCUGGCCGUCACGGACAUGGGCACGUGUGUGCUGGUGAUGCUGCCGGCCGUCGCCUCGCUGGCGUCCGGCGGCUGGCCGCUGGGCGACGCUCUGUGCCGGCUGCACUGCGGCCUCAACUACCUCUUCAUCAUCGUCUCCAUGAUGACGCUGGCGCUGGUCAGCCUGGACCGCAAGAUGGCGGUGGACGAGCCGUUAAAGUACAUCCAGCAGAUGCACCCAAAGCGAAUGGUGUUGCCACUGAUAAUCAUCUGGCUGGUCGGCGUUGUGUUCGGGGCCGUGCCCAUGGGCCUCAGCUGGAUCCAAUACGACCAAUGGGAGGCCGUUUGCGCCAUCCAGUGGUUCAUCCACGACGGCGCAGUCACCUACGUUAUCGUGGCGUUCUGCGUCUGCUUCCUGUUGCCGGCGGGCCUCAUCAUCUGGUCUAAUCACGUCAUCGUACGCACGUCCCAGCGCGUGUCACAGCGCGGGCGUCGGCCGACCGCGUCCUCCAAACGUCGCACCGCCCUCUCCUUGUGCCGCCUGGUCGACUCGCGACUCUCUGUCAGUGAGCUGAUCGACAGCACACACAACAUCGAGAGCAUGUUCAACGAGUUCGCCCCGUCGCGCCGGCGCACCGCGACGCCGGCCAGCGCGCGCCGGGACACGCACAGCGAAGGCGGCUCGUCGCCGCUGGAAGCGGACACCGGCCCGGCCGACGUGCCCAUGCUGCCCAUGCCGGCCGAGGAGUGCCGACCGAGCCGGCUGCAGCGGGUCGCCGUCGGGCUGAGGGAGCCGGCGGCGGGUCAGUCCCGGCGUCCAGACCAGUCCGAGGCGACCGCUGACGAGCAAAACGCACCGGCAGGGGACGCGGCCCUUGGAACGGAGCCCCGCGCGCUGGGCGGCACUGCUGAGCGCAUGGGGUCUCACGGCACUCACAGCGUAACCGUCGAGAUGAGCGACGCUCCUGCCGCCGCUUCUUGGAAGAACGGCGUGUUCUGUAGCAAUGGGCCACCUAACACAAACGACAACGGCAUGCCCAACUGCGACAGCGGCUCCAACAGCAUGGACGGCGCCUUCGUUGGAUUGAACGAACAAUGUUCCCGGCCAAACAGCAACUCAAGCAUGUUGAGCGUCGUCCGUAGCAGGAAAACGGACCCCUCUGUCGGGAAAGCCGACCCCUCUGUCGGGAUAGCUGACCCCCCUGUCGGGAAAACUGGCACCCAAAACGGAGAGAAUGGAUCGUCCACGCGGUACAGUGUCAUCUUCAGCAGGAAUAAAGGUAUCUGUCUCGAACCGGCCGUCACUAAAGCAACCGUUGUCCCAGAGAGCAACGGCAUCAGGUCGGUCGCUUCCGAUGGCAUGGCGAAGGCCGUCGAGGGCGUCCAGGCGCGACAGCCCAUUGCCAAGGACGACCAUUCGGUUAACGUCGACAACGCGCUCACGCCCUCCCAGACGGAGGAGCUGGCGUAUGCGACGACUCUGAACAGCGACCAGAAGCGCCAUCUGGCGCGCUCGCACCGGCGCAUCGUGCGCUCCAUCGCCAUCGUCGUCGCCAUCUUUUUCAUUUGCAUGACGCCGUUCUGCGUGACGAAGCUGGUGAAGAUUGCCUUCCAGCAGCCGGGUUUGGUGCCCGGCUGGGUGAACCUUCUGGCCAGCGUGGUGCAGUUCACGGCGUCUGCCACCAACCCCUUCAUCUACGGCUUCUUUCGGCCCGACUUCAAGCUUGCCUUCCUCAGGGUUUCGCGGAAACUCAGGAACACGUUCAGUUGGUGAUAGAAUGCGACCUAAUUGCGUCCUCAAGCAUCCUGCGACCGUGGCAACGGAGGCUAAGCCCAUGACAUCAUGUGAUGACCGUUUUGUGUUUCCAUUCAUGUUACUCCUAUUGUACAUUUGUUGU